CCGGCGGACGAGGAGACGCCGACUAUCCUCUCCCGCUCUCAUCCGCGCGCGAAGAUGAUAAAAGCACGUCGGACAACAGCGGCGCGUCGUAGUUCUUUCGGGAUCGGACCAGAAGGAACGUGAAUUUCAACGGCGACCGAGUCCGGGAUGGCCUCGAAGCCGAUCGUCCAUCUGCUGAUCGCCUGCGGCGUUCUCGCCGCGGCAACGUCGCUCAAUCAAAACAGCAGGUUCUCGAAUCAUCUGUUUGACAAUCAGCUGAAUCGUGGUCAGCAACAAUUCUCGCCGAAACGUGGCCCAUCCGCAUCGUGUCCAGAAAGGAACGGCCGUUAUCCGGUGCAGAAUCAGUGCGACGCUUACGUCGAAUGUAUUGAUGGGGUACCCGAGGAGAAGCUGUGUCCCGAAGGCUUGUUCUUCAACCCCGAAGCGCGCUUCAAUUAUCCCUGCGGAUAUCCGAUCGACAUAGACUGCACGGGCAGGCCGAAUUUACAGCCGGCAAAUCCGACCAACGACUGUCCCCAUCAAUACGGCUACUUCAAGAUCGGCGAUCAUCAACACUGUGGCCAGUUCAUGAACUGCGUGGAUGGUAGGGGCUACGUGUUCGAUUGCCCGGAGGGUCUGGCCUUCAACCCGCAGUCCUAUCGAUGCGACUGGCCGGACCAAGUGCCGGACUGCGACGCCGAGACCUUUCUGGGUUUCCGCUGCCCAGAGGUGAGGAGCGGUCCCUUCUUGGACGCCGAGAUUAAGUUUUACCGCAGCCCUGCCGACUGUCGCCACUAUUACAUCUGCGUGAACGGCCGUCCAAGACUGCAGAAUUGCGGCAUUGGAAAUGCCUUCAAUGACCUCAUCGACACCUGCGACGCCGCGGAGAAUGUCACCGGCUGCGAACACGAAGCAAUAGCGAGAACCACCCCGUCGUAUCAACAGGCGAGGCUCUUUUAAAUUCUGAUAUAGCGGAAAAAUGAAAACGAAGAUUGGGGCAGCGUAUAAGUAACUUCGAAGGAACAGCGAUCAAGAAUUGCAGCGAACUUCGAUACGUGGUACGAUAUAUUUUCGACACGACGAAGUUCCACGUGCGACGCAAACGAUAAUAAUUGAAAAGAUGCGUUACGUUAAGUAAGAACGAAAUAAAAACCCAAUUGCCAUACGUGCGCCGAUGCCAUAAGUAAUGUAUAUACUGUUGCCUUAAAACUAUAUUUAAUGUAGCUCUGUAGAAAACUUUUAAUAAAUAAAAGUGCAAAACAAA
Molecule: messenger RNA, 1243 nt
Organism: Vollenhovia emeryi
Lineage: Eukaryota; Metazoa; Arthropoda; Insecta; Hymenoptera; Formicidae
Product: probable chitinase 3
Exons: 4
Coding region: 148-939 (263 amino acids)
Cellular component (GO): extracellular region
Molecular function (GO): chitin binding
Source: RefSeq, a predicted model, not a curated record